UAAAAUCAUUAAUCACGUGUAUCCGGUGAAUUAUAUAGAGCAGUAUAAUUAGCGACAUUUUAACUGGUUCUGGUUGCAUGAUAUAGCAGUAUGUCAAAAUUAGCAGACCAGUUGUUGGGAUUGGAUGUGGAGAUCGCCCACAUGUUCCGUGAUUUCCGGUUGUUUCAUUCAAGAAAGAGAAUUCAGACCACUCUUCAACCUCAAAGGAAUCAAAGCCUUCUCAUCUUCCAAAAUUAUAGGAAGCAGUUUUGAUCAUGUCCCUUUGCUUAUUUUAUCUCUUGUCUUCUUAUUUCUUUUGGGCCUCAGCCUCGCAAACGUCUACUUACCUCCUCCUUUGCACUUUCCUACUUUCUGUAAAUAACUUGUCUUUUUCUGUAUAUAUAAUAAUAAACAAAGAAAAGCUACGUCUUAAUUAGUAUUAUUGUCUUUCUGCAAUCUCAUUAAUUAGUUGUGUGAUAUUUGGAGGAAGAUCAAAGCUUGUUUUCUUUUUAUCUUAGGAUUUGUUACCUAUAAUUUCUGGGUCCGAUAUCCAGGAAGACCCCCACGUCUUUUUAUGGGAUUUUGGGUGUUAGUGAUCCAUUUUCAAGCUCUAACCCUCUUUCUUGGAAGGAGAAGCCGUCAAUUUCUUCUCAUUCAUCAACUUGUAUUCUAUCCUUGAUCACCUGUCUCUUUAUAGAACAUUGUAUAAUAAGUAGAAGCAGAAGAAGAAGAAGAAGAAGAAAGAAGAAAAAAUGAUGUAUGGAAGCAUUGGGAGCCCGAGCAAGAGAGGGCUGGCAUUAGGAUAUGAUGCCCAGAUAUGUAUAUUGAGGCCAAGCAUGCAUGCAAGAAGGGCAAAUAUGACAGUGAGAUUCCAGGAUUUGUAUGGUUUCAUAGUGGAAGGAAAUGUGGACGAUGUCAAAGUGUUGAAUGAGGUGAGAGAGAGGAUGAGGCAACAGGGGAGGGUGUGGUGGGCUUUGGAGGCCAACAAAGGUGCCAAUUGGUAUUUGAAGAUUCGUUUCUCAUCCACCCUUCAGUCUUCCCUCAAAAUCUCUGCAUUGGUGGAUGCCAUCACUCUCAAGAGGCUCAUCAAGAAAGGCAUCCCUCUUCAUUUGAGGCCCAAGGUGUGGUUUUCUUUAUCUGGAGCAGCCAAGAAGAAAUCCACCGUCCCCGACAGCUAUUACAAUGAUUUGAUCAGUGCUGUGGAGGACAAGGUCACCUCUGCAACCAGGCAGAUUGAUCAUGACCUCCCUCGAACUUUCCCUGGCCACCCAUGGUUGGACACUGCGGAGGGACAUGCUGCUUUAAGGCGUGUACUUGUUGGGUAUUCUUUUAGAGAUUCUGAUGUUGGUUAUUGUCAGGGUUUAAAUUAUGUUGCAGCAUUGCUGUUGCUUGUCAUGAAAACCGAGGAAGAUGCUUUCUGGAUGCUUGCUGUGCUCUUAGAAGAUGUGUUAGUUAAUGAUUGUUACACGAAUAACUUGUCUGGAUGCCACGUUGAUCAGAGAGUAUUCAAAGAUCUGCUAACCAAAAAGUGUUGGAGGAUAGCUGCUCAUUUGGACGCUUUGGAGUUUGAUGUUUCUCUUGUAUGCACGGAGUGGUUUCUGUGCCUCUUCUCCAAGAGUUUGCCUUCGGAGACGACCCUGCGCGUGUGGGACAUUCUUUUCUGCGAAGGGGCAAAUGUUCUGUUUAAUGUAGCAUUAGCAAUAUUUAAGAUGAAUGAAGAAAAACUGCUAUUGACACAUCACGUUGGUGACGUAAUUAAUGUUAUACAGAGAAGUACACAUCACCUCUUUGAUCCCGAUGAACUAUUGACGGUAGCCUUUAACAAGAUAGGGAACAUGACAACCACCACUAUAUUGAAGCAAAGGAAAAAGCAGGCACCCGCGGUGAUGGCCGAGCUCCACCAGAGGUUAAAACGACUAAGUUCCGGGGCAGGUACUGAUGAGAAAUAAUUCACUUUUGUGGAAAAACAUAAGAUAUAUAUAUAUAUAUACAUAUAUACGUAUAUAGGAAAAUAUAGACAUCUUCUAGAUGUGCAACAUUAUCAUUUUCAUAGCUCGACAAGAACAAAAUAGAUUGUUGGAUUCAAGUAGUAUAGAUGUAUAUGUAAAUUUAAAGUUGUGGAGAUGCAUCUUUACUUGGGCGACAAUUGAAUCCCAGCAAUUCACCACUUGUAUUAUUCCAGAAAUGAGAAUGAAAGUUCAAUUGCUCUUUCAGUUAAAAUUGUCUUUCACAAGAAAUUCGCGUUCAGCCUUCGACUUAACCCCACCAGGGGUGUUUAAUGUAUAUCAUAGAAGCAGAGCAUAUACAAGCAGAAUGAAGCAUUUUCGUGUACAGGCACAACAUUUACAAUACUCACAACCAGGUAUGGAUCACUUAGCAUGCAUACCCGACGCCACUGUAAUUGCAAACGCUUGCAGCGUUCUUAGAAGAAGAUGAUGAUGAUGAUGAUGAUAUACUGAUAUUGAUGGGGGUAAAUGGUGAAUACAACAAAAACAAUCAAUCAAGAGAAUACAACGAAACCUUCAUCAGCACAUAUCAUGUUUUAUUACAUCCUCUUGUAAAGCAUCGGAGCAUAAUCAUAUACAUCGCAAGCCUUUCAAACAGGGUGGAAUAGGAGAUACUACUGAUGCAAGGAAAUUGAGGGCAAAGAAUAGCGCUAUUGAGUAAUUAAUAAAGAAAAUGAAGUGGAUGUGAUGAUGAUGAUGAUAAAUUUAAAUUAA
Sesamum indicum (sesame) is the source of this 2699-nucleotide messenger RNA. RefSeq lists its product as uncharacterized. Gene Ontology annotation, biological process: regulation of GTPase activity. NCBI's taxonomy places the organism in Eukaryota, Viridiplantae, Streptophyta, Magnoliopsida, Lamiales, Pedaliaceae. Gene Ontology annotation, molecular function: small GTPase binding; GTPase activator activity. The record is from RefSeq and is a predicted model, not a curated record.